This is a messenger RNA of Mytilus californianus (California mussel), 2003 nucleotides long. Its product is annotated as eyes absent homolog 1-like. Gene Ontology annotation, cellular component: nucleus. The record is from RefSeq and is a predicted model, not a curated record. Gene Ontology annotation, biological process: negative regulation of extrinsic apoptotic signaling pathway in absence of ligand; cell differentiation; positive regulation of DNA repair. Gene Ontology annotation, molecular function: protein tyrosine phosphatase activity. Lineage: Eukaryota; Metazoa; Mollusca; Bivalvia; Mytilida; Mytilidae. The transcript is spliced from 9 exons. Bases 41 to 931 code for a protein of 296 amino acids.
UGUUACUAGUGAAGCUUUGGGAUUAUUUUUCAUUUUAAAUAUGGGUAUAACGUGUACAUACCCACAAACCGCAAACAGCACAGCGUCAAUAGUACAACCAUGUGGAAGUGAGGAGUUGGAAAUUCUCACUCCCAGACCUGCAGUGCAGAAAGAUGUCAUUUUUAUUUGGAAUUUAGACAUUUUCAAAACUCUAAUGACAGAGUCUUACCAAGGAGAUAAGGAAAAGGAAGUUUUGUUGGAAGAAAUUGAUGACUUGGUAUUAGAUUUAGCAGAAGCACAUUUUAACUACAAAGAUUUGCAGCAUUAUGAAAUAAAGAAUGUUUAUGACAAUCCUCUGAUAGAUACUGGACAGACUGAGAGACAAUCUAAUUUUUCAGAUGACCCAGAAAAAUCUAGUCACCAGACUAAUGAAACCAUGUCAGCGUCAGAAAAACAAAGAUUCUACAAACUAGCUUCUUUAUGUAGAAAAGUAAAGAAAUCUUAUUGUGAGAAAUGCAGGCAGAAUAUUGAUGAUUUGAUCAACGAAGAGAAACAUCAACAGUGGUCUUAUGUCAAACAAAAUAUGGAAGCAUUAAGAGAUAAAUGGCUUUCAGAAGCAAUUACAUCUCUACAAAUUAUCAACUCUAGGUCAUCAUGUGUGAAUAUUCUAUAUACAACUAGUCAUCUAAUACCAGCGUUAGCACAUGUGUUAUUGUUCCAGAUGGGAAACAUCUUCAAGAUAGAAAAUAUUUAUAGUACAGCCAAUAUUGGAAAAGAAGAAUGCUUCAAAAUGAUCUCAGAGCAAUUUGGAAACGACUGCAAUGUUUUUGUUUUUGGAGUUGGGAAAGAAGAUGAAAAAAUUGCAGAAAAGCUUAAGAUGGCAUUUUGGAAGGUAGCAGACCAGUCAGAUGUGGAUUCAUUACACCAUGCACUGAAAAUGAACUAUCUUUAGUAACAUUUUUACAUGUAUCAGAAUUUGACAAAUUUACUAUCAAGUGACUGUCAUGACCCCAUAUUUCAUAAAUAGUACUUGCCAACAAUUUUGCAGACAAAACUAGAGCUGUCAGCAUAGCUGGGCCUAUACUUCCUGCACAUGCAUUUUAGCUGUUGCACGGCAGCAGUCUGAGGUUUGCAUACUGUUAAUUCAGAAAUUAAUGCUUGAAUUUAUUAUAUCAAAUCCCUGACGACUAUCAAAAAUGUGAGUUUUGAUUAAUGCAAUUCCAGUCCAUGUUCUAUAAAGAAAAAAGAAACCUUCCAAAUGUUAAAAAAUGCAAUCCCUUUUGACCCUAUAUUUCUAGGAAACGAUAAAAGCUAAGCCUAUUAAAUUUACAUAUUACUAAAAGUUAUCGCAAAUAGAAAUCCACUGAAAAAAAUAAGAUUAAAAAUCCAUAUGUACUGAAAAAACUUUUUUCUGACCUUUUGAACACUCUUUUUACAAAGUGGCUGCCAAAAGCUAAAAUCAAUUGCCAAAUUUUCGAUUUUGUACUUAUUUUGACAAACCUCUUCAAAUAUAUUUGUUUUGAUAAGACUUAUAAUAAAGAAGUUCUAAUUUAGUGUGUUGGAUCCUUUUGACUCCUUAUAUAUCGGAAACAGUAAAACCUACAUCAAAUCCGUUGUUACUGUAUCCACAUACCAAGAUUGGUCAUCCUAAGUUCUAUAGUACCAUAGUACUGUAAAUUCAGAAAUUAUGUUUUUAUUAUUGCGAAAAAUGCGACAGGGUUAUAAUCGCAAUAAUUUAAACUCGCAUUUUGAAAUUUUUUAUAUGAAUUAAACAAGAUUUUUCUUAAUAUCGCAAAAAUUAGAAUCACAUUUUAGUCUAAAAUGACAAAAUCGCAAUAAUAAAUGCACGCAAUAAUUUCUGAAUUUACAGUAAUGUACUGGACACCAAGCAGACAAAUUUCACUAUCACAGGGGUCAAAGAUCAAAUUAAUGCCCCUCCUUUAAUAGAAGUGUUUUUUUUGGGGGGGGAUUUUUCUAUGUUGUGUUUUGUAAACUGUUGUUUGUCUUUUGAUCGUUUUUUGUUU